UUUGACACAAUUGUCAGGCUGUCGGGAGACGAGUUAUUUCACGGACACCAUCGCGUUAUACUCAUGACCCUUCCGGCCAUUAACUUUAUAAAGUAACGUCUAUUUUCAGAAAUUGUGUCAUUGGUAUAUAGUGUAGCCGAAAAUGACGUCAUCUAGAUAAACGCGAAUAGUACAGGCAAGCAGAGUUGGGUUGUGUACAAGCCAGACCAGACACACGAUCGGAACCUAUCUAUCGGCAAAUAAAUACUGUUAUUGAUCAUUUUAAUAACCAUGGACUCAGACGAGGAUUUCUUGUAUGAUGACGACGAAGAUGAGGCGGAGGCCGGGUCCAGUAGUGUGGAAGACGAUCAUUUUGACAUGGGAAUUGAGGCUGAACCAUCAGUUCAUACUGACCAUCACGAUCGGGAGGACGAAUUCCCAUUCGAAGUUCUUACUCCUGAUAAAAUCGUCCAGCACAUGGUAGAUUGUAUAAAAGAAGUGAAUGUGGUUGUAGAGAUACCAGCUACUAUUACUAGAAUUUUAUUGAAUCAUUUCAAAUGGGAUAAAGAAAAAUUAAUGGAAAGAUAUUAUGGAGAAGAUCAAGAAAAAUUGUUUGCAGAAGCACAUGUUGUUAACCCACAUAGAACAUCAUCAUCAGCUAAACAAACUAGAUCGCAUAUGAAUACAAGGUCAUCAUCACUAUUAGCAGCUGCCGAAGUAGUAUGUGAAAUUUGUUUGAGUAGUUUUUCUCAUUCGUGUUUGACCGGUUUGGAGUGUGGUCAUAAAUUUUGUGUAGAAUGCUGGACAGAAUAUUUAACUACCAAAAUCAUGGAAGAAGGCAUGGGACAAACUAUAUCCUGUGCUGCCCAUGCCUGUGAUAUUUUAGUAGACGAUGCUACUGUUAUGAAAUUAGUCAAAGAUGGUAAAGUAAAACUAAAAUAUCAACAUAUUAUCACCAAUAGCUUUGUGGAAUGUAACCGUUUAAUGAAAUGGUGCCCUGCGCCAGACUGUCCAAAUGCUGUUAAAGUUAUUUAUGUUGAUGCAAAACCUGUGACAUGUGCAUGUGGACACAUAUUCUGUUUCAAUUGUCAGGAGAAUUGGCAUGAUCCAGUUCGGUGUAAGUGGUUGAGGAAAUGGAUAAAGAAAUGUGAUGAUGACAGUGAGACUUCCAAUUGGAUUGCUGCUAAUACUAAAGAAUGCCCUAAGUGCCAUGUAACUAUAGAGAAAGACGGUGGAUGUAACCAUAUGGUUUGCAGAAAUCAAAACUGUAAAGCUGAUUUCUGUUGGGUUUGUUUAGGCCCUUGGGAGCCACAUGGUUCAUCCUGGUAUAAUUGUAAUCGUUACAAUGAGGAUGAAGCGAAGAAAGCGAGGGAUUCCCAAGAGGUAAGCAGGUCGCGGGCAGCUCUCCAGCGUUACUUAUUCUACUGUAAUCGUUACAUGAACCAUAUGCAAAGUCUAAGGUUUGAACAUAAGCUGUAUGCACAAAUUAGAGCUAAAAUGGACGAGAUGCAGCACCAUAACAUGUCUUGGAUUGAAGUACAAUUUUUAAAGAAAGCUGUAGAUGUUUUAUGCCUGUGUCGCCAAACCCUUAUGUAUACCUACGUAUUUGCUUAUUAUUUAAGAAAGAACAAUCAAUCCAUAAUAUUUGAGGAUAACCAGAAAGACCUUGAACAUGCUACAGAAAAGUUGUCAGAGUAUUUAGAAAGAGAUAUUACUCAAGAUUCUUUAGUAGACAUUAAACAAAAGGUGCAAGAUAAAUAUAGGUACUGUGAAAGUAGAAGAAAGGUGUUACUGGAACAUGUGCACGAGGGGUAUGACAAGGAACUAUGGGAGUAUACAGAAUUGUAACUGAAUUACACUGUACAGUCUUGUAUAGAAUUUACACAUCCACUGUAAAGUUGUCAUAGUAAGGGGAAGGGUUCUCUAGGAGAGGACAUACUUAAAAAUAAAGCUUGGUGAAAACUAUUAUCUGUGCUUUUACUUGCAUUGUGCACUUUAUAAAAAUAUUUAAUUAUGUUCUUAUUGCCUUUAUAAGAAUUAUUGUAAUUUAUAUGGUAAUGUAGGAAAAUCCGCAAAUGUAUUAUAGGAGAAAAUUUGUUGUUUUUUGCUGAAAACUACUGUUAUAUUUUAUUUAAAGUCAAACAGUUUUAUACAUACAUACAUACAUACAUACAUACAUACAUACAUGCAUGUUGCUCUGCUUGGGAAUUAAAACUUUGUUCCUGAUAAGACAAAUGUGAUUGGCUGAGUGAAUAUACAUGGUUAGAUGUGACUGGAAUAAACUUAGUGACAAUCCUCUAACAUUACCAGCUUCAGCUACCAUAUUUCUUCUAUUAGUUGCACUUAUUUAAGUGUCUGUGGUCAAACUGAGGUCAUGUUUUAAUGACCAAGCGUAUGGUAAUGUAAUUUUUUGACCAGUCUUAUGGGAGAUGUGCCCUUAAUAGAGCAAAUAUGGUAUGGUAUGGUAGGGGAAGGGGUGUGUUACAACUGUUCUGAUUAAUGCUUUUAGCCCCAGCCUUUUUGUGUCCAAGCUCGAGUUCUGCUGCUUGUGCAAAUAUAUAAAUUUUAUAAAAGCCCCCCCCCUUCCACACUCAGAUAAUUGAAACAAGUGUCAAUUAAAAAUAUUUGAAGUGUCUUCUGCCAACAAGUAAUGAAACAGUAGCCUGUAUAAUAUUUCUCUAUAUGUCAACUGCACAUAGUACUUACUUCAUGGCACUUUUUUUUUUUAAGAAGAAAGAUAGAAUUAUUGUAAAACAAUGUAAUCCUUGCUGUGUGAAACAAUGUUUGUAUUUGUCAGAAUUUUAAGCAUGUGCUUAUAAGUCUGACAUGCAAUGCUGAUUAACCAGGUCACUGUGGUGCUACCUUUAAUGUUUGUUGACUUUGGUGGUGUAAUUGAAUGACAUUGGAUUGCCUUGAUAUAGUUUACAAUUCUCUUUAGAAACUCGUCUAUAACCCAUAAUUAAAAUAUCUAUUUUUAGAAUAUUCAUCUUUAUUUCCUUAAAAUAGCAGCAUAUGCUGCCAAGUGCAAAUAUUUUGAUGGGACGGGACGCAUUAAAGGUUCUUGAUGUGUACUCCAAAUACACCACUUGUCACAGGGAAAGAUACACCUGUAUGAGCAGAUUUUAGUGUGUUGUACAAAGUGUUUUCAAAUUAGACUACUGCUUCUGUUCUAUGCAUUUUCUUGAUUUAUUCUGUCAAAUCUAUUCAAGUGUGGUUGGUACUUGAAAAGUCCACUAAGAACUUGAAUUCCAGGGCAGUUCAUCUAAACUACUCGUGAUGAUAGUGGGCAGAACUUGUUGGCACAUUGAAAAGUUGUCCAAAUAUUUUAUAGAGUAACUUGUGUUUUCAUUAAAACAAUUUGAUUCCUUUUUUUAAAAAUUACAGUAUUGUUUUUAGAUGUUUGGUAGCUAUACCUCAUCCAUGCGUACUUGGUUCAUUGACUUUUUCCACCUGCAGCCAUUUUUUUCAGUAAUAAACCCCAAUCAUUGAAAAAAAAAU
Molecule: messenger RNA, 3477 nt
Organism: Saccoglossus kowalevskii
Lineage: Eukaryota; Metazoa; Hemichordata; Enteropneusta; Harrimaniidae
Product: E3 ubiquitin-protein ligase arih1-like
Biological process (GO): protein ubiquitination
Molecular function (GO): ubiquitin-protein transferase activity; zinc ion binding
Source: RefSeq, a predicted model, not a curated record